Charadrius vociferus (killdeer) is the source of this 2898-nucleotide messenger RNA. It is a transcript of the gene PLEKHM1, whose product is annotated as pleckstrin homology domain containing, family M (with RUN domain) member 1. The record is from RefSeq and is a predicted model, not a curated record. The transcript has 11 exons. NCBI's taxonomy places the organism in Eukaryota, Metazoa, Chordata, Aves, Charadriiformes, Charadriidae.
AUGCAUUCGAGCCACACCGAUGACCCCAAGGAAGCCAUACAGCUGAUCAAGAAGCAACUGGUGAAUGCCAUCAAGGCGUUGCAGAAGCAGUACGUGACCUCGGAUGCCGUUGUAACCAGCGACGAUGGGAACGCCAACACCCUCUGCAGCGCCCUGGAAGCCGUCUUCGUGCACGGGCUGAAGGCGAAGCACAUAAAAGCAGAGAGUGGGGGGAAAGGGAAGAAAGCAGGGGGUCGGGGACCGCUUCCCCAACCGGUCUUCUGGGGUCUGCUGAAGAGCAUCACCCAUCGAAAUAUUGUCUCGGAGCUGGAACAACUUAUCUUUAUCAAUACGGACGUCGGCCGCUGCCGAGCCUGGCUGAGGCUGGCUCUGAACGAUGGCCUCGUGGAAUGUUACUUGCAGCUCCUGCUGCGGGAGAAGUCCCGGCUGCCCGAAUACUACCAGGCGACCGCUCUGCUCUUAGAUGCCGAAGAAUGCGAGUUUCUCCUUAGCUACUUGCAGGGCUUAACGUCCUUAACCUUCGAGCUCUCCUAUAAAUCGGCGGUUUUGAACGAGUGGACUAUCACGCCUCUGUCCCUAUCGGGUUUGUGUCCUGUUUCGGAGCUGCUGGAGCCCCUCACGUCCUCGACAUCCGAACCCCGCAGAAAAGCAUCGCUGGGUUCGAUCUCCCAGUCAUCAGGCUCGGAUGAGAUCGAGAUUCAACCCUCCGUCCUACCCAUCGGCAAAGCCAGCAGCAAAAUCAAGCUCACGUCGUCCUCGUUGAGCCUUAACACCACGAGCUCGUCCCAGCUCUCUUCCAGCCUGGGCUCCGACAGCAUCCUCCCGCCGCACUGUGCCCGCAGUCCCGAGCGGAGCGAGGAGCCGCUCUCCUGCGACUCCGACCUGGGGACAGCCACCGCCGAGGACCUGGACAGGUCGCUGCAAGAGUGAGUCUUUUCCCAGAUCUCAUCUUCGAAGGGAUUUUUAACCCUCUCCUGGGUUAGCGGCAGUGAAGCAAGCCAGGCAGUCCGCAGCCCGACGACCGAAUACCUUCUUUCUCCGCUGUUGGGUUGUCCGAAAAGAAAGAGCUGGAUCUCGGAAGAUGAUUUCUACAGACCUUCUCCAGGAGACAGCGGCGAAAACACGGCUGACGCCAAUGGCUUUGGGCCGGAGGAGGCUGGCGAGGGUCCGGCCCCAGGGCUCAUUAGCGCUCUUGAUUUGGAAAGGCUGUCGGUGCCAUCCUCAGAGAGCGGGAAGCCCAAAAUGUCACCUGAACGAGAACAGAAGGGCUUCAGCGUUGUGCAUCGCAGGCAGAUGGGUCUUUCCAACCCUUUCCGAGGGCUCCUGAAGCUGGGCAGCCUGGAGCGGAGAGGAGCCAUGGGGAUAUGGAAGGAAUUUUCCUGCGAGCUGUCACCGCUGGAGCUCCGGCUCUUCCUGGACCACGAGGACCGCAUCUGUGUCGAGAGCUAUUCCCUGCUGCGGUGCGAGUCGCUGGCGCUGACGCACUCGGACGGCCGUUUCGAACUGGUUUUCUUGGGGAAGAAACUCUACCUACGAGCUCCUUCUCGAGACGAGGCCGAGGACUGGUUGGACAGGAUCCGCGAGGCGCUGCAGAAGUGCCGGCCUCAGCUGGAGGAGGAGGAGUGGGAGACGCUGGAGUAUCCAGAAGACGGUGGUGAAGGCCAGCCCGUCCAGAAUGACUCCGGUACUCUUCUCCAGUACAGCGACGUGCCUGGGAACAGCUUGGACUGGACUUCAGCUCAUGAACCGGAGCUGGAUGCAAUAAAAGAGGCUGUUCUCUAUGUGGACGUAGACAAAACUUGGGUCCCUUUUAUUUUUUCCCUGUCUCUAGAAACUUUAAAGUGCUUUAAAGUCAGAAACAACGACAAAAUUUUAAGCAACAGUUACGGUAUAGAAACCAUCCAGGACAUCCUUCCGGAUACGAGUCUCGGGGGACCUGCCUUCUUCAAGGUGAUCACCUCCAAAGCUGUCCUGAAGCUGCAGGCUGAGAACGCAGAAGAAGCGGCCUCAUGGAGGGAGCUGGUGCGAGGGGUGCUCAUGUCCUACCUGGAGAGCGCCGAGGAGGCGCUGACGCUGGGUGGCAGCUUGGAUGGACACUCCCAGGUCGUCCUGAAGAACAUUGUGAAGGAGAACGGCUUCUUGUUGCAAUACCUGGUGGCCAUCCCCAUGGAGAAGGGCCUGGAUUCGCAGAGCUUCAUCUGUGCAGGCUGCUCCAGGCAGAUCGGCUUCUCCUUCGCGAAGCCCAAGCUCUGCGCUUUCUCCGGUCUCUAUUACUGCGACAGCUGCCACCGGGACGAGGAGACGGUGAUUCCCUCGCGCCUCAUCCACAACUGGGAUCUGACGAAACGAGGGGUUUGCCGACAGGCUUUGAAGUUCCUCACCCAGAUCCGGAACCAGCCACUGAUCGACCUGAAACUGGUCAACGAGAGCCUCUACGACCACGUGGAGAGGAUGGGACGGAUCCGCCGGAGCAGGGAACAGCUGAAGUUGCUGGGAGAUUAUCUCAUCAUGUGCCGCAGUGGGGCCCUGAAGGAGCUAAGCAAGAGGCUGGAUCACAGGCACUACCUCUUGGAGUGUCCCCACAAAUACAGCAUCGCUGAUCUGAGGCAGAUAGCCGACGGCGUCUUUGAGACCUUCCUGCAGUCUCUGCUCCAGUUUGCUUCCCAUCACGUCUACAACUGCGACCUGUGCACCCAGCGCGGCUUCAUCUGCCAGAUCUGCAACAGCAACGACAUCAUUUUCCCCUUCGAGUUUGACACUACCACCAGGUGCAGCGAAUGCAAAACCGUCUUCCACCGGGACUGCCAAGCCCGUGCCAAGUCGUGUCCCCGCUGCGAGCGCCGGCAGAGGUACCAGCAAAAGCUGGAGGUGGAAGCCAGCGUGGAGCAGAACCUUUAG